AUAACUGAUAGAGAUGCGUGGCCACUGGAUUCAGACUUUUCCAAUUUAGCAUUGGUUGAUCGUGCUGAUCGUAUUUCAAUACCACGUGUCACCGAAUUCUUUCAUCGCUAUCAUCUGAAAAAUAAGGAAAUGAAAAUUUUGGCCAUAGGAACUUUGAUACUUAUUAUUGUGCUACUAAUGCUAUUUGCAUUAAUUCUUAUUGUCACACAAAAUAAGGAAGAUUUGGGUUAUUGUCCGUCAAAUGUUAUGGGAUUUGAUCCUGAAAAUCCUCAUCAGGUAAAAUGGAUGCAGAAUUUAUUGAAUAUAAAAACGCCAAUCAAAUAUGACAAUUCGAGUGUUUCAGCUGCACAUUUCUUCAUGUUAGACGAUUGA
Messenger RNA from Acanthocheilonema viteae, 372 nucleotides. The record is from the annotation of a GenBank genome assembly. Lineage: Eukaryota; Metazoa; Nematoda; Chromadorea; Rhabditida; Onchocercidae.